Molecule: messenger RNA, 3804 nt
Organism: Corythoichthys intestinalis (scribbled pipefish)
Lineage: Eukaryota; Metazoa; Chordata; Actinopteri; Syngnathiformes; Syngnathidae
Gene: scara3
Product: scavenger receptor class A, member 3
Exons: 13
Coding region: 202-2013 (603 amino acids)
Source: RefSeq, a predicted model, not a curated record
UCCCUCCCCCUGACAGUGGCACAUGGUUUCGUUCUGCAGAGAUUUUAGUCUCCUAAGGCUCUGGAGAGGGAUGAGAGCGCAGAAAUCCAACCUGGGGCACUUUUGGCACUUGAAACACCAUAAUUCAGAGGAGGCGGGUACAUCACCACCUCUACAACUACGAGAGUCAAGCUGAGCAUCAGCAACCCUAAGUGAAGAACCAUGAAAGACAGCUACGGAGGAUAUGAGAACCAGCUUUUUAAAGAGGAGGAUUUCAAUGGAGAGGAGGAGGAAAUCCCUCAGUUCAGAGGUCGCGCGAGAGGAGGUUGUGUGAGAUGCCAGCAGGGCCAUUCACUGCAACUGGCUGUCAAAGUCCUCUAUGCAUUAGUAGCGUUCCUGAUCAUCACUGUCGUAGUGCUGGCAUCACUUGUUUUUAGAAAGGUUGACUAUCUUUCUGAAGAAGAGGCAAUCUAUGAUAAGAAGAUCAGCAGUGCUCAGAAAGUUAUAGAUGAAAUCAGUAACUGCUCAGGCUGCCUUGAUGUUACCUUAUACAGUGAAGAGAUAAGUCGCCUUAAGCAGGAGUUUGAGGACAUCCAAAAAAUGUUACUGAGCCAAGAGCAGGUCCUGGACCAAGCCUCUCAGACCCAAACAAAGUUAACAGCUACCAGCAAACAGCUUAGCACAGAUAUGCAGAGCCACGUUAUGUCCAUUAAAUUUCUAAACCAGUUGCUGGUGGGAUACCAAGACCAGGUGGAUGGCUGGAAAGAUGUGCUGGAGGAAACAGAAGAGAGAAUGAAAACUCUGACCGAGGAUCAGUAUGAUGUUAAAGCUACUGCACAGCAAAUCAACACGACAGUUGCACUAAGUACUAUGUGGAUUGAUGCCUUGCAGAGAAAAUCAGAUGAGGAGACCCUGGUCCUCCAGAAGUUGACCACCGACUGGCAGAACUACAGUCAAGUUCUGGGCAUGAUUAAAUCUAAUGCGAGCACCAACACGCAAAUCUUACGAUCCCUUCAAAACAGCAUCAUCGCGGACCACCAGAGAAUCUCCAUUUCAUCGGAGAUGUACUACGAUCUCAGUCAGCAGGUAAUGAAUCUACAGGUGCAACUCGACAAUGUUACAUCUUUCAUGGAUGAACAUGAAGAGAACUUGCAUGACCUGCACUACCAUUCCAAAUAUUACGAAAAUCGCACCGGCGAACGUUUCUCUGCAAUGGACGGUCGUCUGAACUCCAUCGAGAUGGAGAUAGACACGAUAUCAUCCAGCAUCAAUGCCACUGUCAGUCACGUCCAGAGCAUGUACAAGUACAUCAACAUUGAGAGCUCCACAUGCCAAAGUCGCCUGAGCAGACAAAUGGAAGAAAUGCAGUACAUCAACAGCAGCGUAUUGUUACUUCUUAAUUCAGCGGACACACUAAAGCAGCAGAAUACGUUUUUAAAUGUCCGUUUGGAUGUGGAUGUCAGGAACUUGUCCAUGGUGAUGGAGGAGAUGAAAUUGGUGGACAUUCACCAUACACAACUGAUCAAGAACUUCACAAUAUUGAGAGGUGCUCCAGGACUUCCUGGUCCCAAAGGGAACCGAGGAGAAACUGGGUCAAAAGGAUCUGUAGGACUGACUGGGGGAAAAGGUGAUCGAGGCCCAAUAGGAAGCCGUGGAUUGCAAGGAGAAAAAGGCGCUUCUGGUCCCAGAGGUGCAGUUGGUCAAUCCGGUCCUAGUGGUAACAGAGGACCGACAGGCAGCGCAGGACCCAAGGGAGUCCAGGGUCAACCAGGACCACGUGGUGAGAAGGGCCAGAAAGGUGAUAUGGGCCCACUUGGCAAAACUGGGGUCCCAGGACCAAAAGGUCCAUCAGGAAUCCAGGGCCAGACAGGACUACCAGGUAUAAUUGGACCACCAGGGCCCAAAGGGAAGCCAGGACCAACUGGGCCCCCUGGCCCACCUGGAACCCCUGGACCUCCAGGAGUACAGUAUUCCCAUGAUCAAUCCAGCACGCAGCAGAGAAGCCGACCUGCUGCUGGAGCUAAAAGACAGUAAGAGAUUGAAUUUGGAUAUGGACUCAGGAGCGUGAAAUGGAGCAUAAUGACAAUUGAAGAAGCUGUUCCGAACUGAAUCUUAAAGACCUGAAUAAAACAGGACAUUUGAAGAGAUGAAGAUUCUGAACAAUGGUAGAACGUCCUACCAACAGACUGAGUGUCAUCUGACACAUUGCAUUUUUGUUUCAUGCAGGUUGUCUUUACUUACCUUUGCCAUGACACAUAAUAACGGAUGUGUUCUUUUAGGGGAAAACACACUACAGCAGUGAAUGAUAUUCCUAAAUUCAAACAAAGUAGUCCGGGUUUACAUCUAUCGGCUAAAUGCCAAAACACAUUUCUCCGAGUAGUAGCACUUUCAAGAGGACGUUCAGAAUUUUUGACAUAAGGCUUAAUCUUCGAGUUAGCGGGGGUUUAAUUAGUUGGUGGAGUUGAGUUCAACAAAUUCCAUGCAGUUUGUUAGUUAUUUGUUAGCUUCAGGGCUCCGGAUUGGCUAAGCUAGCGCAAAUCAAUGGUGCCUGCUCAGCAUACCAAUAAAAAAACAACCUAUGCACGCAUGAGAAUCACCGAUGAACCAUGCAAUCAAUAGUGUUGGCUAUUUUUUCAGGGUAAAGUUAGUAAAACUUACCAUUGCAUGUCAAUAAUAGCGUGCCCCACAUAACGCGCCACCUUUCCUCAUUUAUAUUCAUGACGUUAGCAACUGUUGCUAGGGGGGUCAAACUCGCGUUUGUCCCUCAUGCUAGAUGCAUGUAAAGAUGUGGAAGAACAUACAAAUGUUCAGUUAAAGAGAUGGCUUGAGAGUUGAGGGCUGAAAAAGACGGGAAAAAGAGUCGACCUGAUCCAAAAGUACGUAGCUUUUAUAUGGACACCUUUUUCUUGUGUGAAUGAACGAAUGAAUGAAUGUGAAUUGCCUUACGCCACUGACAAUGACAUUCUCCUAUUUCAACAAGUUACUCUUUAACACCAUAUGACCUGUCUUUCUUAUAUUUUACAUCCUCUGGUUGUCUUAUGUCUCUGACCGUUCUUGGGGGUAAUUUAUAAUACUAUUUUUGUGUAGCGAUCGCAAAUGCUACUCAGCGACAGCCAACAAACACUUUAAAAUUUUUUCAUUAAUAACAAAUCUUAAUUCUAUUAAUGUAUUUACACGUCCCCCUUACUAAGAUUGUUUCUUUACAACGUAAAAGGUAAAGCUGUUAAAUCUAGAGCCUACCUGUAGGCAUGAACAGGCUUACUACAAAAAGACCAAAGCCAAACAUGGCUUAUUUAAAUACACGUAUUUUACAACCAGAACAACAGUGACAGUCAGAUACCAUUUUAUUUGUUUUCAGGUCAUGCAUUGUCAGACAAAAGCAGCACGGUAAAAAAGCUAGGCUAAAAAAUUAAAUAAAAUUAUCAAAAUGGCCUCUUCGGGGCAGUCUGUGGCAGGCACUGGAUUGUCAUCUGUAGGGCCAUGACCACAAACAAAAUGUUUACUGCAUAUGAGGGUGAAUGGCUUCACCUUGCUGGCGUUAAACUGGUCUUUUGGAAGUCGUCACAAUUUGAUCCAUUGUUCACAUUUUUUUCCUCUGAGUUUUUGGCUUCGGGAAACGCAUGAAGAAAACAUCCUUCAUAUGAGGACGUUCGUAAUGUCUAGAGUCGUUUCUAAAAAUUCCAUAGCAGCAGUGGUUACUCGGCAUGUUCUUUUAUUGAAAGAUUACAGGCAGAAAACAAGCAGCACUAGCAUGGGUUGUACAGUGGGGCAAAUAAGUAUUUAGUCAACCACUAAUUGUGCAAGUUCUCCCACUUGAAAAUAUUA